Molecule: messenger RNA, 2015 nt
Organism: Sipha flava (yellow sugarcane aphid)
Lineage: Eukaryota; Metazoa; Arthropoda; Insecta; Hemiptera; Aphididae
Product: PX domain-containing protein kinase-like protein
Exons: 10
Coding region: 295-1995 (566 amino acids)
Biological process (GO): protein targeting to lysosome; early endosome to late endosome transport; endosome to lysosome transport
Cellular component (GO): early endosome; late endosome; extrinsic component of endosome membrane
Molecular function (GO): phosphatidylinositol binding
Source: RefSeq, a predicted model, not a curated record
UUUUUUUCUUGAUAAUAACCGAACAAUAUUAUCACCACACAUAUUUUAUUAUUUACUCGUUGUUAUUAUGGUUCGCCGUUGAAUUCCCGUACAAAUAUUUGCCCUACAGAUUAAUCGUUCCAUUUUAAGUGUUGGACAAUGUGCGUCACAAAGUUAACCAGUCUUGCUAGCCAUGCUCCAUUAUGUCUUCGAUGAUUACGAUUACUGAUUAUGCAAUCGACGUUAUUCACGCGAUGCAUGAACAUUGUUUUCAUUAUUCCCGAAUCGAUCUGUAGUGUUGAUAUUUGAGCAACGAUGUCGAUGUUCGAGAAUUCCUCAAAUCUUAAGAACAAGGUUGAUGACACACAUCCUUUAAAAUGUACAAUUUUGAAUACUCGCAAUACCAACGGAUACACGGAAUAUGUAAUAGAAGUUACUCGGAUAGGAGCUGAGAAUUGCACUUGGAAAAUAUUCAAGCGGUAUAGUGAUUUUGUCAAAUUGCAAAAUAUGUUGCAUAAAUUGUCAUCAAAAAUUAAUUUAGAUUUGCCCCCAAAAAAAUACAUUGGCAAUAUGGAUAGAAAAUUAAUAAUGCAACGACAAAAUACUUUACAAAGUUCUUUAAACAACAUGGUUGAGAAUAUAUUGUUAGCCAAUUCUUUACUAGUCAGAAGCUUCUUGGAUCCAGAAUCCUAUAGUGAAUACUGUAAAGAAUCAUUAUUCCAAAAAGUUGGCAUGGUACUAAGAGGUAAUCGAGAAUUUGAAUUAUCCAAAGAAUUACCAAAUAUUGGUUGGCGUUUAAGAAGAAAAUCUUUUUUAUCUAAAUGGAAAAAGGAUCCAAAGCAAGAACUUUUAUUAUCAUGGACUGAAUGUGGUCCUGAUCUUUCACUUAAAUCACUUGACUUAGUUACAGUACUAAAAUCAAUUUCUAGCAUUAGACAUCCACUUAUAGAUGUUCCUGUGAUACUUCCAAGUCCUGAAGGAUAUACAUUAUCAAUUCAUAAUAUUCAAGUUGGAAGUCUAAGAGAUCUACUUUAUCAAACAACUCCUUUACAACCAUUCUUAAAAAAAUAUUGGGAUACUUCUUCUCAUGUUUAUUUACCUGACCAAACUAUGGUGUCAUUUAUUAAACAAAUUUUAUAUGGACUUAAAUUUUUACAUGAUAAUCAUAUUCCUUAUGGUCAUUUACAUUCUGGGAAUGUGUUAGUUUGUGAUAUUGAGAAUAUUAAAUUGACUGGAAUUGAAAAUAGUACAUUAGGAUUACCUCCAUUUUUCCGUUCUUUUUUGGUGCAACUUGGAAAAAAACGUAUACAAAGUUUAAAUGAUGCUGAUAUUUAUGGAUUUGGUCAUAUUUUAUAUGAAUUAACUGAAAAUGAACCUUUAUUGAGGCCUUACUGUGAACAUUUUUCACAAAAAACUUCAUUAACUUUAAUUAAACAAAUGAAAACUAUACUUGCACCUUCUUCAUCAAAGUUAUUAAUGCCAAAUGUGAAUACAAUAUUAACAAAUUUUAAACAUGCACGAAUGGUUGAAGACCAAAAGGACCCAUCCUAUUUUAAGUACAAAAUACCGGCUUUAGUAAAAGAACAUUUUAUUCUAAUUGCUGAAAAAUGCAUGGCUAGAAUAUUUGAAGAUCAAAAAAGAAAUGCAUUAGAAAAACGCCAUAAAAAAAUUUAUAAAAUUAUUCAUGAUUCUGAAAAUUGUCCUGAAGUAAUACAAUCUAAAAGUUUUGAAUUUCAUACAAUUAAAAAUAGCAGUUCACUUGACAAUAGUAAUAGAUCACAUAGUUCGAGUAGUAACAGUACAUUGACUUCGAAUGGUUCUGAUACACCGACCAAUAGUAUUGUUGGAAACUCAUCAUCUUUAAUAGCUACUCCACCACCGCCACCACCACUUCCUCCAUCAACUAUUCCUGUUAUUUCACCACAUUUAAUUCAACCAGAUAAUCAGAGAAUGGCUCUGUUAUCAUCAAUUAAUUUAUUUGAUCCCAACAAAUUGAAAAAAAUUGCAAAACAAUAACAAUGUAUAAUACUAUAAAU